UCACUGAGUGUGCGUGGAUGGUGUGGGCUUCUCUCUCCUCCUCCGGACCGCGCAGCAUCAUCACCACUCCACUCGGUUUACAGCAACAGCCUCGUACGCACCAUCAUCCUCAUCCUCCUCCUCAUCCUCCUCAUCACCACCAUCUCCAGCGGGGCUGAAGAAGAGGUAGAAGAGGGACCGCGUCGCAGGGAUAAAAAAAAAGCCUGUUGUCGGUCAAGUCAGCCGGAGUCAACUCUUCAAGUCUGUGAGGUGUAUCCUGAACAAACUGAAGUCCCAGCACGUUCAGGUGCCCUCUCCACUAAAUUUUUGACCCCUUUUGCUUCUUGCGAACCUCUUUAAAAUGGAGGACGGUUACCAAAACCGGACUGCCUUCAUAAAAGGUGCCAAAGACAUUGCCAAAGAAGUCAAGAGGCAAGCAUCUAAGAAGGUCGGCCGUUCAGUGGAUCGGGUGACCGAUGAGUACAGCAAGCGCUCCUACAGCCGUUUUGAAGAGGACGAUGAUGAUGACUACCCCAUGCAGGGAAGCCAGGAUGGAGGCUACUACCGUGGAGAUAGCCAGGCAGCCAAUGACGACGAGGGCGGCCACAGUGACUCUACAGAGGGUCACGAUGAGGAUGAUGAAAUCUACGAGGGAGAGUACCAAGGAAUUCCAAGGGCUGAAUCAGGCAAAGGCAGCCUGGCUGGAGGCCCGGGCUCGGUGAAAGCCGGUGCUCAGCAGUUCACAGAUAUCGGAGUGUCCGAGGCAGAGAGGAGGAAGGACCAGGAAGAGCUGGCUCAACAGUACGAGACCAUUUUACAAGAAUGUGGUCACGGGAAGUUCCAGUGGACCCUGUACUUUGUGCUGGGGCUGGCUCUCAUGGCAGAUGGCGUGGAGAUCUUUGUGGUCGGGUUCGUCCUGCCCAGCGCUGAGAAGGAUAUGUGCCUGUCUGAACCUAACAAAAGCAUGCUAGGUCUGAUUGUAUAUUUUGGGAUGAUGGUUGGGGCUUUCCUCUGGGGGGCUCUGGCUGACCGAAUAGGCCGUCGGCAGUCUCUUCUCAUCUCUCUCUCCAUCAAUAGUGUCUUCUCCUUCUUCUCCUCCUUCGUUCAGGGCUACAGCACCUUUCUGUUUUGCCGGCUUCUCUCAGGUGUUGGGAUUGGUGGCUCAAUUCCCAUCGUGUUUUCCUACUACUCUGAGUUUCUGUCCCAAGAAAAGCGUGGCGAGCACCUCAGUUGGCUCUGCAUGUUCUGGAUGAUUGGGGGAAUAUACGCAUCUGCGAUGGCCUGGGCUAUAAUCCCACAUUAUGGAUGGAGUUUCCAGAUGGGCUCGGCAUAUCAGUUCCAUAGCUGGCGUGUGUUUGUGUUAGUGUGCGCAUUCCCUUGUGUUGCAGCCAUCGCUGCCCUCAGUGCCAUGCCAGAGAGCCCACGCUUCUACUUAGAGAAUGGCAAACAUGACGAAGGCUGGAUGAUUCUGAAGCAAGUUCACGACACUAACAUGCGCGCAAAGGGAUGCCCAGAGAAGGUGUUUUCUGUCACCACAAUUAAGACGGUGAAACAGAUGGAUGAGUUGGUGGACACUGGCACUGAUACUCCAGUCUGGAAGCGCUACCGACUGAAGAUUAUGAGCCUCUCCCAACAGAUACGGAAUAACAUUCUUGCCUGCUUCAGCCCAGAAUAUAAACGGACGACUUUCAUGCUCAUGGCUGUUUGGUUUACCAUGUCUUUCAGCUACUAUGGUCUGACGGUGUGGUUCCCAGACAUGAUCAAAUACAUCCAGAAGCAGGAAUAUGAAUCACGCACAAAGACCUUCACGAAGGAACGAGUGGAGCAUGUGACUUUUAACUUCACCCUCGAAAACCAAAUUCAUCGCGAAGGACACUACUUCAAUGACAAGUUCCUCAACCUGAAGAUGAAGUCCAUGGUGUUUGAAGACUCUGUGUUCGAGGAGUGCUACUUUGAGGACAUCACCUCCACACACACCUUCUUCAGAAACUGCACCUUUGUUGCAAGUUUGUUCUAUAACACAGAUUUGUUCAAAUACAGGUUUGUCGACUGUAAACUGGUCAACAGCACGUUUCUCCACAACAAGGAGGGCUGCAUACUCGACUUCAGCGACGACUUCAACAAUGCCUACAUGAUAUACUUUGUUAACUUCCUCGGCACGUUGGCAGUGUUGCCUGGCAACAUUGUGUCGGCUCUAUUAAUGGACAAAAUUGGCCGUUUAAGGAUGCUGGCGGGAUCCAGUGUCAUAUCUUGCAUCAGCUGUUUCUUCCUGAUGUUCGGCAACAGUGAAUCAGGGAUGAUCGCCCUCUUGUGUCUGUUUGGUGGCAUCAGCAUCGCCUCGUGGAACGCCCUGGAUGUGAUAACAGUGGAGCUCUACCCCUCGGACAAAAGGACCACAGCAUUCGGCUUCCUGAAUGCCCUCUGUAAGCUGGCGGCCGUCUUGGGCAUCAGCAUCUUCCAGUCAUUUGUCGGCAUCACCAAGGCCAUACCCAUCUUAUUUGCUGCCGGCGCGCUCGCUGCAGGUAGUUUCCUUGCAACAAAGUUGCCUGAAACACGAGGCCAAGUGUUGCAGUAAAGAAAAUGACCAGCAGUGGGCAGCAGGGCACAGCUGGAGUGUGUGUUUGACAAUUAGAGCCCGAACACCCCUGAGAGCUUCAGCGCUGCCCGUCACACACACCAACAGAACAGACUGCCAUCCCCAUCGUAAGCCCAGAAUCCUUUGAAAUAUGGAUUGCAUCAUUCAAAGUCUAUACAGAGCCACAGUGAUUAAGAGAAGAGCAGCGCAGAUUUAGAAAUAAAUACUUUCAGCUACACUGUCAACAACAUCAGAUCUUUUUAAAAGUGUAAAAUGCGCAGGGUAAUGCAGUACAAAUUGUGGCGUGCAGUAAGGAUAAAUGUUAAUUCCUAGGAGUUUUCUAUCACUGACCCGACCUUACCAGAUCUACAAUAUCAAUUGAGAAGACAGAGAUGUCAAAUGAAGAGAUGAGACUGAAAAAAAGCCAUUUAGGGGGGAAACCAUGAAAAGAUUUACUUUAUGUAUGUGGUCGAUUUUCAGUUAUGAUUGCAGUAUUCUUCUUUAUUGUCUGUCCUCGGCCUCAGUGACUGGCUUUCAGUGCUGCUUUUUAAUUUGCUGUGAUGUUACUGCUACAGUGCACUUCACAUUUCCAUUCAGACCGAUGUGCUUGUGUUUGAUGAAAAGAUUUUCUUUGGGUGAAUAUAUUUUCUCUAAAAACCGCCAAUGACUCUUGACCGCUGCCUACUACUGAAGACCUGCAAGCUCUUAUUUUCUACCAAAUAAUAUUAAGACAUUCCAGUGAGGCUUGAUUUAUUCAGAAACUAAGUACAAUUUCCCUUUGUCCCUGCAUAAAUCCAGUCUCCUCCUCUACUUAUAGCCUCAAAACACACACAGGUGAAGAUGCAUUUCACAGGAUUCUCUGUUGUAAAUGGGACUAGUUUGAUCCAGCUCCUCAGUGUUCAGUGUUAAACUAAUAUUUUCCCUCCCUGUUGUUGAACCAUACAGCUGUGGCAGUGUGAUGGUGUUCAUGCCUGCAACACAGGAACGUCUGUGGGACAGAUUUUGGUCAAGUUCUAAAUGUGAGAGCAGAUACUAUAGUGUUAUAUUUGCCUAAAUUAGUGGUGUGAGUGUGCGUGGGAUUGCAUGUCUUUGUUAUGUGAGACAAGAGAAAGUGAUUUAUUCAUUUAAAUUACGUCAUUUCAUUCAAAUCAGUGCAGCCACGAAGACUUUAUUUACUGAUCCAACAGCAGAAUGUUUUAGGCUAAUUUAGACAUAAUUAUAUCAGCAUAUAACUCACGCAGUAGCUCAGGUGUGGUGAAAUGUUUAGACCACGAUUACAGCUGGUAUUUUGUUUUAGCACCACUCCACCAAAUGACUGUACAUGCAAGAUAGUUGUCUGAUAUUUCCGGCUUCGUCCCAUAUACAUUACUGCAUCAGUUAACCUUAAUAUGAAAAGAAGUCACAAAACAAGUCAUUUAAAUUCAGUGUGAAAGUUCAUUCUUGACCUCAGUAACAGUAGUAAGAGAUUUUGACCGCAUCUCACUGUCUUUCUUAGCAGUUUGCUUAAGUGUUUCGCUGUUUUGUCUUUUUAUGUUUAGGUUCAAAACAUACAAUCAAUGCAGUUGAGGCAGUUAAUGCCUCUUUAAAGUCAUGAUAUGACUUCAUUAUACCCAUAAGCUCAAAUGAAACUGGACCAAAAGAUGAAGAAUCAGUUAAAAUAAAAGUCCUAUUGAUCAGGCAGAGUGGCACAAAGAGAAAACUGAGAUUACAAAUCACUCACCUAAUUUAAUUUUAAGGGCUCCUGUUCCUGUCAUUCUUUUACUGCGUCCGUUUGUGCCAGAAAACAAGAAAAGUUAUUACUCACUUUUCCUGUAUGAUACCGGUUGAUAACAAUCUGUAAGGAUAACAGAAGUAAACAGGAAAAUAAAUGUGAUCCUAAAUUAGAAACAAUCACUAAUCUAACUGAGUACCAUUCUUUAUACAUAUCACUACUUCGGUAUCAUUUCUCCAAAGGUGUACAUCAAUAUGUGUGCUGACAAUCAGUGAGUGAGUAAAUGGGGGCUGCUGCUACCCAAUAGAGUAUGUUAUUUGACCUAAAGACGUCCUCUGGAUUGUGUGUGUGUGUGUGUGUGUGUGUGUGUGUGUGUGUGUGUGUGUGUGUGUGUGUGUGUGUGUGUGUGUGUGUGUGUGUGUGUGAGUGAGUGAGUGAGUGAGUGAGUGAGUGAGUGAGAGAGAGAGAGAGAGAGAGAGACAUUAAAAGAAUAAUUCAGUAUUUUGAUAAGUACACUUAUUCAUUUUAUUGCUGAGAGUCCGAUUAAAAGAUCAAUACCACUCUCAUGUUGGUGGGUAAAGUAUGGAGUUGACGCCAGGAUGCCAUUAGACUGGAGUUUUAUUACCUUUGCACAGAGCUAGGCUAGCUGUUUGCCCGUUUCCAGUCUUUAUGCUAAGCUAAGCUAACCACCUGUUGGCUGUGGCUUUGUACAUAGCGCACAGGCAUGAGCGCAGUAUUGAUCUUUUAACAAGAAGAAUAUUUCCCAAAAUGUUGAAUUAUUGCUGUCAAAUCUAGAUUACAUUCUGAUGAUCAAGCUGUUUGUCUACAAAGUCAAAGUGCGUAUUUAAUGAACAGAUGUCUCCUGUCUUGUUUAUGUUGGAGAGACUGUUGAAGCUCUUGUCGAUGUGUGUGUGUGUGUGUGGUGUGCGUGUAUAAGCUGACUCUAAAUUGUCUGUCACAUAUUUUUCUACUUUUUUCUGUUGCGAUGUUUUCAUCCCCGUGAUGAAAACAGCUCAGUUGGGGACCACGGAAAUAUAUUUACACUAUGAGAAGAUAAAAAAAGCAACCUAACACAAUAUAUGCAGUAUAGAAUUUAAUGUUUUGUUCUUCAUAAUAGACUCGGGUGCUCUUUUGCUGACAUAGUUCAGUCUUUAAAAACAAACCACAUCAAAGAUAGCCAGUCUCAGAGAUAAAGUGCGGUCUGUUCUCUGCUCAGAAAUACGAAGGAUCACAUCUUAAAUUCACAAAGACGACUUCACCCCCUAAUCCUUCUGUAUUCAACCGAUCGUGACGCAUGUUUGUAUCGUAUUGUCUGACUUUUUGGACGUCCUGUAUGCCAGCUGUUUUUGUCUAAAGCAAGAACUAGUGUUUUCAUUGUUGUAUGAUGACAUAGAUUUGUUGCUUGCAGUGAUUGUUCUUAAUCAAAGUGGGGUUAAAAUUGGUGAAACUUGAGUAUGUGUUCUGAAAGUAAGUUAGUGGUGGCUGUGCUCCUUUGUUUACCUUGGACCCAGGUAACUCUUUUUUUAUAUAUAAGCCUGAAUUUCUGAGGAGGACGCUUGUAGUCGUGCAAUUCACCUUGUCACAGAGGUACAAGAUAGGGCCGGAAAAGGGCAAUACGCUUAGGCAAAGGGAAAAAUUAUGAACAAAAAGUACAAUUUGACAUAAACUUGUUUUGUCCACGUGAGUCUAUUUAAAUAGGGGGAAGUGUAAGCAAUAACGUGGAGGCUUUCCCCAAUUCUGAGAAAACAGGAAGUCAGAUUUAAAUCCAAAAAGGACCACGGUUUAUCAACUCAUCAAAAGAGCCCCUCUGUCAAAUUGAAGCUCGUGUCCAAAACGUAAGUUUACUAUUUAAUGUUGCUAUGUGUAGAAUUCUAAUUCUAUAUAUAUAUAUAUAUGUAUAAACUAUCAAAAGGAUUACUGGUUUGAGUUUUAUCUAUGAUGACGGCAGUGAUAUGGGAUGUUGUCAAAAUAAAGCGAACACCAGCCUGAAGACUUCCCUUAAUGAUGGCAGUCUGAUAGAGGAAUGGAGGAUUUUUUAUGGCAUGGUUUCUGUCUUCUCAAAUAUUAGGAGCAUAGAUCAGUCCUGAAUGGAUCCUGAGAAAAAAAAAAAAAAAAAGGGCCGACCCAUGCCAGAAAACAACUCCUAUCUGCAAAGAACUGCAAGGAUCCUUCGCUGUAGUUUGGACUGAAGGAUUUUAUGUUUGCGUUUUCUUUGGUUUGACUCUGACCUGUUUAUUAAAUGAUAAAAGUUCUACUCUAAAUGUGAGUUCAAUUCAAAAUUCUAUGUACUGUGUGUAGAAACUGUAGAUGUUUGUACGUGCAAGUUUGGAAUUUGUGGAACAAAAGAUCAAGGAAAACAAUUCCAAAAAAAGUUCAAUAUGACACAAAAAUCUAUUGUGUGUUGUCUUUGUGUUUUGUAAAUGAAGACUGAAAAACUUGGUAAAUUCAGUAUUUAUUACUUCUGGAUAUUGAGAAUAUUUUAGUGAUGCUGAAAAGGUGCUGUAUUUAUUUUAUGUGAGAGUUGUUCAUUAUGCUGGGAUUUGCACUUUUGUGCCAUUUAUCCAGUUCUAUGAAGAAAAUGAUAAAUCAUAAUGGAAAAAUAAAACAUGAAGAAAGAAAA
Messenger RNA from Dicentrarchus labrax (European seabass), 6885 nucleotides. RefSeq names its product synaptic vesicle glycoprotein 2A-like. Gene Ontology annotation, molecular function: transmembrane transporter activity. Gene Ontology annotation, cellular component: membrane. NCBI's taxonomy places the organism in Eukaryota, Metazoa, Chordata, Actinopteri, Moronidae. The transcript is spliced from 13 exons. Gene Ontology annotation, biological process: transmembrane transport; chemical synaptic transmission. The coding region runs from base 341 to 2554 and encodes 737 amino acids. The record is from RefSeq and is a predicted model, not a curated record.